Molecule: messenger RNA, 1957 nt
Organism: Oncorhynchus nerka (sockeye salmon)
Lineage: Eukaryota; Metazoa; Chordata; Actinopteri; Salmoniformes; Salmonidae
Product: solute carrier family 22 member 7-like
Exons: 10
Coding region: 143-1801 (552 amino acids)
Biological process (GO): transmembrane transport
Cellular component (GO): membrane
Molecular function (GO): transmembrane transporter activity
Source: RefSeq, a predicted model, not a curated record
AGACAGUUGGACCAACAGACAGACAAACUUUAGACUUGGUAAAAGAUUAUGAAAUAUUUUCUUGGUUCCAAAGCACGAAUGUGAAUGAGUGUGAUUGCUGUGCUUUCAGUAUUACAAGAAGUCUGUCUGGACCAAGUGGAAGAUGAAGUUUGAGCACCUACUCUCGGAUAUCAAUGGAUUUGGACGGUUCCAGAUUAUGAUCAUUAUUAUCAGCUUCGUUGCUCGAUUCACCCUGCCUUGUCACUUUAUGCUGGGUAACUUUAUAGCGGCCGUGCCCUCUCACCGCUGUGACCUCAGCACUCUGGAUGAUGAGGGUGUCUUUGAGAAUCUGACCCAGGAGCAGAGACUGACUGUCACUAUUCCAGUACAGGAAGAUGGGACUCCAAGCUCCUGCAAGAUGUUCCCAGAACCCCAGUUCCACCUCCUGUCCAACUCCAAUGACAGUGACCUAGCUACAGUCCCCUGUCAGAAUGGAUGGGUAUAUGACAACAGCACCUUCAAAUCCACUCUGGCUACAGAGUGGGACUUGGUGUGUGACCAGAAAGGGCUAAAUAAGGCGACGGCCACCAUCUUCUUCAUGGGAGUGAUGUUCGGAGCAAUGACCUUUGGUAGUCUGAGUGACAGGUUUGGUAGGAAGACCAUGCUCCUGGUGUCCUAUAUCUCUGGCAUGCUGUUUGGUGUUGCCAGUGCUUUCUCUACCUCCUUCAUAAUGUUUGCUGUGCUCAGGUUCUUCACUGGGUUCGGCAUCACUGGCAUCGUCAUCAUCUCAUCAGUACUCAGUGUGGAGUGGGUGGACAUUGAGCACAGAAAAUUAGUGGGAGUGAUUGACAGCCUGUCCUGGACGUUUGGUAACUCCAUGAUUCCAGCCAUAGCCUAUUGUGUGAACGACUGGAGACAGCUGACCAUAGUGGUCACCUCACCUCUCGUCCUGGCCAUACUCACAUGGAGGUGGAUUCCUGAGUCAGCCAGGUGGCUCAUAGCCAAUGGGAAGUUUGAGAAAGCAAACUUUUAUUUGCAACAAUGUGCCCAGAUUAACCAGAAGCAGGAGUUUGCAUCCAAAAUUACACCAGAGACGCUGUCCAGUAUCAUUGUGACAGAGAGAAAAGACAGAACCUACUCCUACCUGGACUUGGUCAGAACCCCAAAGAUGAGGAGACUGGCUCUACUCACAGGCAUAGUGUGGUAUGGUGUGGCUUCAACAUAUUAUGGCAUUAGCUUCAACAUCACUGGAUUUGGGCUCAACAUAUAUCUAACCCAGUUUGUGUAUGGUGCCAUAGAACUCCCAGUCACACUAUCAGUGUACUACCUUCUGGAUAAGGUGGGCAGGAGAAACACAGAAGUAGGAUCUCUGCUAGGAGCUGGAAUCUGUCUCGCUAUUAAUAUUUUCCUACCCAGAGACAUGUUUGUUUUAAGGACGGUGGUGGCGAUGCUGGGGAAGGGUUGCUCGGCAGCAUCCUUCACAACUGUCGUGUUAUACAGUUCUGAGCUGUUCCCUACUGUGGUCAGGCAGAAUGGCAUGGGCUACAACUCGUCCAUGGGUCGCCUGGGGGUUUCUCUGGCCCCUCUCAUUCUGCUGCUUGACGAGGUGUGGAGGGACCUUCCGCAGGUCCUCCUCUGCUCCAUAGCCCUGCUGGCUUGCCUGGUGGCCAGGAUGCUGCCUGAGACACGUGACCGCUGUCUACCAGAGACCAUUCAGGACAUUGAGGACGGGCAGACAGGGAAAAGUUUGGCUGGAUCCCAAGUUGUGGAAACAACAGAAAUCCCUCUAAAAUCAAAGGCCAACGAUGAGGGGGAAAAUUGACACUAAGAUAUUCUUUCUGUAAAUAUUUUUUAUAUGCCCAAAUGUGCACCAACAACAAUUUCCAAACACCUUUUCAAGUAAUCUUAUUGUGUUUGUUCCACAUCAAAAACAACAUUCAAACCUAGCACUGAUUUAAUAAAACAAGACACAAGAGAA